AUGGAGGAGGAGGCCGGGGGAGGCGGCCCGCAGCGGCGGGUGAAGGCGGCCGGCGUAGGCAUCGCGCAGAUGGAGGAGGCCGUCGCCGCCAGCAGGACGCUCAACCAGGAGCAGAAGGAGGUGAUGCGCUCCAAGCCCACCCUCGCCGCCGUCAUCGACGAGCUCGAGCGCCUCCGCGCCCCGCUCGCCGUCGCCGUCGUCGAGGAGGUCUCCGUCUCCGUCCCCCCCCCCCCCCCCCCCGCCCCCGCCCCCGCCCCGUUCGCCUCCGGCUCCGAUUCGUCCGUCCAGGACCUCCUCGCGCUCGUCUACUUCGGCGCCCUCUUCAACGUCAAGCCGCAGAGCGACUUCAUCGCCACCAUGGCCGCGCGCGAGCACGAGCGGAGCAGCUGCAUCACCUACGACUACGUCGGGGACGACACCGUGGACCUGCUCGUGGAGGGCGACCUCGACGUCGUGUCCGCUGUGGCCGCCCUCGCCGCGGCUCGCCCUGCUUCCGCGGUCGGCGUCUCCCACCGCGACGCGCUCCAGGCCUGUGCACACCAUGCCCGCUUAUGGCUCGCCCGUGCCGAUGAGCCCAUCCACCCUGGCUCCUCUGUUACUUAUGCUGCGGUGAGGGCUAAGCUGGACAGGAUCAUGGCAUCAGACUACUACACAGCAGCUGCAGUUGGAGGCUAUGGAGCUGAAGGUGUGCAGGCACAGGAAAGUAUGGCUGCCUCACCAGAGGCAUCAGCAGUGGAGGAGAACCUAGCUGCUGAAGGCCACAAGGUGAAAUCGCAAACUUCAUUUCUUUUCUUGCAUAAUUUAAUUCAUGCUUAGCAUGGUGCAGUUUAUCGUUGCCGUGAGACUGUGUUAUG
Molecule: messenger RNA, 854 nt
Organism: Hordeum vulgare subsp. vulgare (domesticated barley)
Lineage: Eukaryota; Viridiplantae; Streptophyta; Magnoliopsida; Poales; Poaceae
Exons: 3
Coding region: 1-816 (271 amino acids)
Source: RefSeq, a predicted model, not a curated record